GCCAACUUCUUUCUUGGUUCGCUCAGUUCCGCGUUCUCGCCCCAGCUUAUCGCCACUCACGGGAAGCACGACUCGAUCCUCUUUGCUUCAACAGACAGGCUCUAGUUCAGUCCAGGGAACGCUAGAUCUGACACCGGAAGAAUAAGGAACCAUACCUUCCCUUCUUGACGCCGAAGCGCACUUCGAAAGCGCACGUCUUGGAUUGAGAGGUUCAUCACAAUUAGAACGGUGAUCAUACCACUGGCUAGUGUGUUUAAUUGAUGGUUUCAGGCUACUUUGCAAGUGAAAUUGAAAGAAUACACCGGCACCACAAUACCUAUUGAAUAGAUGUGCUUUGAAAGAGCUUGAUCAACAGGUGUGAAGGCAGCAGAACAAGGAGGCGCCCUGCACCUGCACUCUUUACCAGUGAGUAGAGUGGUACUACUGUAGCCUCAAAAGUUUGCAAAGUACUGCAAGAGGGUCAGAGACAAAGGAGGAAAACAAAAAGCCGAUUGGCAUUUAUAAAGAAAAACAAGUGAUAGAGAGAAAGAGAGAGGGAGGGACAGAGAGAGAGGAAGAGAGAAAGCGGGACAACCCUUGGAGAAUAGCAGAAGACCCGGCCCCCGGCCUGAGUGUAAGAGAGAGAGAGAGAGGGCGAGGGAGCGUUUUAAAGCCGGCACAGGCAUGAUGUCCUACAUUAAGCAGCCUCAUUACGCCGUGAACGGGUUAACUCUGUCUGGUCCUGGCAUGGAUCUACUACACUCUGCCGUCGGAUACCCAAACAUUCCCAGAAAGCAGCGUCGGGAAAGGACCACGUUUACGCGCGCGCAGUUAGACAUCUUGGAGGCACUGUUUUCCAAAACGCGCUACCCCGACAUCUUCAUGAGGGAAGAAGUGGCCCUCAAGAUCAACCUACCAGAGUCUCGUGUACAGGUAUGGUUCAAGAACCGCCGUGCUAAAUGCCGCCAGCAGGCACAGCAGAGCACAGGCCAGUCUAAACCUCGUCCACCCAAGAAGAAGGCCUCUCCAGCCCGGGAGGCCAACUCUGAGGCCAGUGUCAACACCAACGGGUCCUACAGUCCAGUACCCCCUCCCCUUGGCCCCGCCAUCACCCCCAGCUCCAGCAGUGCCAACGCGACCGUGUCCAUUUGGAGCCCUGCCUCCAUCUCCCCGCUGCCAGACCCCCUGUCAGCCUCCACCACGCCCUGCAUGCAGCGCUCCUCUGCCUACCCCAUGACCUACACCCAGGCCCCGGCCUACACCCAGAGUUACGCAGGCUCGUCCUCCUACUUCACUGGCCUGGACUGCAGCUCCUACCUGUCUCCCAUGCACUCACAGCUCUCCGCCACCGGGGGCGCCCUCAGCCCCAUCACCUCCAUGGGCGGGCACCUCGGCCAGUCCCCUGCCUCUCUGUCUUCGCAGGGCUACACAGCCGCCUCGCUGGGCUUCGGGGCCGUCGACUGCCUGGACUACAAGGACCAAGCUGCCUCCUGGAAACUCAACUUCAACGCAGCUGACUGCCUGGACUACAAAGACCAGAACUCCUGGAAGUUCCAGGUCUUGUAGGUGGGAGGAGGUAAGGAAGGGACCAGCCAGGAGAAGCUCCCAUUCCAUUCAGUGUUAAAGACUUGGACACAUAGAUGGUCAACUAAUCAUUUCAGUCCACGAACUCAAUGACUGAGAAGAUGUCAUUAUUUUUUGUUUUAUGGAAAGCAAUGUGGAAGCAGAUCCACUGAUGUUGGGCUUUGUGAUUUUUGGGAAGGUGACAAGAAUCAAUAUUGUUAAAUCAAUGAUAUCCAAUCAAUACAGUAUUAUCAACGUGAGGAUGCACAAUCAAUGGGACAUUGAGGUAAUAAAGUUAGUCAUAUAGAAGUGAUGACAAACAAAUCGACAUGUAAGAAGAUAAUUGAGAUACUAAAAUUGAGAACUGAUUUUAAAAAGGAAUACAUACCACACGAUUGAAAGCAAUACCUGUAGAAUGAAAUUAAUUUGAUGAUUACAUUUCGAAAAACAGCAUAAUUAACAAAGGUCCAUUCUUGUAUGCCAUAAUCAGGGUUUUGAGGACCAAAUGAAUAGAGAUUUGCAAUUUGAAGGCUGGAUGAAGUAUCAAUUUGAUGGAGAGAACAAACAAUUGAUCAAAUAAAAAAAGGAUAUUAAAUAUUGGUUGCAAUGAAUCCCAUUGGUCAGGUAGCUGAUAGUCAACCCCGAGUUGAUUUAUGAACAAGAUCUGUCACUCCUUUAGUGGUCUUGUUGUGCUUAAUGGUAACCUAGAAUUAGAAAGGAAAAGUGGAAUUCCACCCCCAAGAUGGGUGGGCUGGCCUUGACUUUAGACCAAAUUGGAUUCAGUGGUUAUUUUUGUCAUUACUUCAGGACAAUUGAAGGUUGUGUCCAUUGUUGUGUAAUGAAGAAAAUGACUCUGCCUUGAAUUUGAUAUUGAACAAACAGAGGGAGUUCCAGCAAUAGGUGAAGACUGACUCCAAUGGGGACAAUGUUGUUUUCUUUUGACCUCUGUCAUUUGUUUUAUGGUUUAUUUUUGUUAUGAAGCUGCUUUUCAUAUUUGGUGAAUUGAGAGAUCCUGGAGCGAAACAGACAGACACACAGGCAGACAC
Messenger RNA from Oncorhynchus gorbuscha (pink salmon), 2588 nucleotides. Its product is annotated as homeobox protein otx5-like. Gene Ontology annotation, cellular component: nucleus. Bases 664 to 1545 code for a protein of 293 amino acids. The transcript is spliced from 3 exons. Gene Ontology annotation, molecular function: DNA-binding transcription factor activity, RNA polymerase II-specific; RNA polymerase II cis-regulatory region sequence-specific DNA binding. The record is from RefSeq and is a predicted model, not a curated record. Gene Ontology annotation, biological process: multicellular organism development; regulation of transcription by RNA polymerase II. NCBI's taxonomy places the organism in Eukaryota, Metazoa, Chordata, Actinopteri, Salmoniformes, Salmonidae.